Molecule: messenger RNA, 1314 nt
Organism: Aureobasidium subglaciale EXF-2481
Lineage: Eukaryota; Fungi; Ascomycota; Dothideomycetes; Dothideales; Saccotheciaceae
Exons: 2
Coding region: 1-1314 (437 amino acids)
Source: RefSeq, a predicted model, not a curated record
AUGGAUAGCUGGAGCGGGAAUUUACGGCUUGAUGAUCAUAACGAGAUACGAGAUAUACACAUAAGCGCGUCUCCGACAAAGCCUCCGAUCCCGAGCGACUGCACCUUGCGAUUUCUUUCACAUGUCGAUACCACGCAAAUACCUUUGCAGUUGAUAUGCGGUCCGCGACUAGACGUUUGGACUGCAGAUAUAGAUACCGAAACAUGGUUUAGCAAUCUACUCCUUAGCAGCAGCGACACAGAAGAUCAAGGCCGGGAAUGGUGGCAGAGUGCUACCUUGGAAUCCCCUCUGGGCAUUCUAGUAGCUGUUCACGUUGCGGAUCCCAGCAACGUAGCACAGCCACGUAUCACAGAAAUCCUCUUCUACGCUGCGAGAAAAGACGUCCAACAAGAUCCUCCCACACCACCACGCGAUGAAGCCUCCUCUGCAAGCCUCCAACUGGGCCUCUACGCCAUCCCUCUAUCCUCAGACCUCCUCCUUUUCAACGAUUCCGACAUUACACCUCCAAUCUCCCCCAUCCCAGGAGCCUCUGAUACUUCAACCACAAACGCCCGCUUCAUCCCCCACCCGUGGGACGAACCCACCGCACGUCAAAAGCGUAAAAUCGCCCUAAACUCCACCUUCAACGCAGCCGCUGAGCGAAAGCACCAUUCUGGCACCUCUGUAGCUGCUGCCGCUGCUUCGACCUCUGCACCAUUUCUGCCGCAUCUGAAGUCAGAAGCAAGCAGAGGAGCUGUACCAAUCCUCACGCGACCGAAAAGCAGAAGUCCCAGUAUAGCCACACUACGCCGUGAACCUACAUUACCAGAACGAAGGGUCUCUGGCCUUUCACGCUCAACUCCUGUCCCUGUGACCACAGUCUCUGCAGAGGACGAAGUACUGGAAAAGAAGAAUAAAGAUAUGGUGUCGAAAGUCGUAUUGGCGGGUCUUCGUGUAUGGGGCUUUACAGCAUCUUCGAAACGCAAGAAACGUGCUUCAACUGCCACCCCUGCUCCGGAGUCUCAAGUCUUGGACCCUCACGAAGAAGCCAAAGAUGAAGAAUACAAAUUACUCUAUCAUCAUGUCUACAAGGCUACUUGUUUUGCUUUUCGCUCUGGGAUGGGGAAACAUGAUCUAGCUGGGAAGGAAUUUGCGGACAAGGUUAGAGAUGUUGUGGAUUCUUUGUUGGGGAUCUUUUGUAAGGAUCCGAUGGAAGUGGAUGGGGGAGACGAUGUUAUGGAUUUGGGUCAGGGGUUCAAGGGUGCUGUUGUGAGGACGCCAAAGGGAGAGUUGGGUGAGGAGGAGAUGGGGGUUGAGAUGAGAAGUAUCAAUUAA